AUGCUCAUUGUAAUAAAUUGCGCAUCAUAUCUCAAAUGUUGGCAACUGGUAAUAAAGAGUGUGAACAUACCGUCGACAGUGAAAGCCAACAAUACCAAUUAUGUGAUUCUUGAUUGCGAUUAUGAUCUCGAGAAUACGCCGAGCAACGGAUUAGUAAUAAAAUGGUUUUUCAACGUAAACGAAGUGGCCUAUCAAUGGAUAUACGGUAGAGACCCUUUGGCUGGAGAUAUCACGCGGAAGUACGUUGAUUUGAACUAUAAAGCCAGUAACGAUCCAUGUACCACUUACCGAGCCAUGAAAUUGAAUAAACCUGGUAUCGAUCUUACCGGCGAAUAUAGAUGUGUCAUAUCUACUUUUGCAGAUGAUUGA
This is a messenger RNA of Apis mellifera (honey bee), 369 nucleotides long. RefSeq lists its product as uncharacterized. Lineage: Eukaryota; Metazoa; Arthropoda; Insecta; Hymenoptera; Apidae. The record is from RefSeq and is a predicted model, not a curated record. Bases 1 to 369 code for a protein of 122 amino acids. The transcript is spliced from 3 exons.